Molecule: messenger RNA, 3478 nt
Organism: Falco peregrinus (peregrine falcon)
Lineage: Eukaryota; Metazoa; Chordata; Aves; Falconiformes; Falconidae
Gene: FAM124B
Product: family with sequence similarity 124 member B
Exons: 3
Coding region: 450-1844 (464 amino acids)
Cellular component (GO): nucleoplasm
Source: RefSeq, a predicted model, not a curated record
CUCACAAAGAUCACAAGCUUUUUUGCAACGAGCUAAAGCCAGCCUGCUGACUACGAGAAAAUACGCUGAGGUUUUCAAACACGAGUGCCACAUCGCCUUUGCAAAAGGUGGCGACGGCACAGAGAUGAGCAGUGGUGGGAUUUGGCCAGAUCCGGAGUGUCCGUUUCCACCGCUGCCAGGCCGGAGUGCUGACAGCACCACCUCACCCUGGGGAAGCGCUGCCCCUGUGUUUGGUGCUCUUCAUCUCUGCUGCUGGUGCCAUGAGGGACAGGAGCAGUAGGACACAGAGGUGUUUCUGGACAUGUCGGUCGCAUGAACCCAGUGACCACAGCUUGGGUCUGGGAGCUGGAGAAUGAGCCUUCAGCUGAGCUCUGCCGUCGCGUGAGUCACCCGGGACCCGGCACGUAACACCUUGUCACUCCUCACCUGCCUCCCCAUGUGCAUUAACCAUGCGUACCUGCCUAUUUCGUUGGGGCACCUUUGCAAUGGAUGAUGGAGCAGACGCUGUGAUGACUGUGCAUCUCCUCGCCAAUUCAGGACACUCAUUGCUUCUGCAGCAAACUCUGGAUCGGCUUUUGGAGUGGAUUUGCCCAGACAUUCGCCUUUUCCUGGUGUCUGAGCGAGUUACUCCACUGAAAUACUAUGAGAGAUGUCGUAAGAGAAGCUGCGGCUUUCCUGGAAUAUCUGUUCUUCUUUUUCUACAUGAGGACUUGGGAGAAGAACGGAUUUUCCAGAUCCACGAGCAGUUCCAACGUCCACCCUGGCGCUACCAGUGUGCCCAGAUUGCUAAUGGGCAAAGCCACCCCUACGCCCCAGCUCCCCAGGACUUCUAUGGCCUGGAUGACCAGAUGCCUGUGUGGGGCAUCAGGCGGGUGCACUGUGGCCCUGAAAUCCUGCGUGUCACCCUCUACUGCAGCCUCGAUAACUAUGAGGAUGCAGUCAGGCUCUACGAGAUGAUCCUACAGAGAGAAGCAACUAUGCAGAAAAGUAACUUCUGUGUCUUUGUGUUGUAUGCAACCCAAAAUAUUGCUGUCCAGCUCUGUUUGAAGCAGCUGCCCGUCGGGGUGGCUGCGGAGCCGAAGGAGUCAGCAGCCUUGCAGUUCAAGGCGCAAGAAAUCGGGCAGCUGGUGCCUCUCCUGCCUAACCCGUGUAUUCCUAUCAGUAGCACCAGGUGGCAAACACAAGACUACGAAGGAAAUACAAUUCUGCUUCAGGUACAAGAGAGGUCCAAGCCCCAUGAAGCACAUGUUGGGCUUUCCCAUCAGCAUAACGCAGGCAAUGAAAAAAUCCUGCAGGACUCUGUCCCAGCCCCUCUCCCUGCAAAACAGGGUAAUCCUGGGUGGAGAAGCCAGGAGGUCAGAGCCGCAAAGGGUAAAAUAAAAUCUGACCACAGCGAAGCCCUUAUUCCUGAGCAAGCUGGCGGUGAGCUCCACAGGCACUUCUGCUCUUCUCACAGUGGUCCAGCAGCCCGGCCGUGGUGGGAAGCCACCCCGCUCCGCAGGCGGGCGAGCAGCAAGCAGCAGGCUUCUCGCCAGGAGAGCCACGUCCCUCGGCACGCGGCGGAGACCAACGUUGACACUGGGCUUGCCGUGGCCAAUGCUGUGAGUGGCCGCUGCCCACUGAACCGCUUCUCCAGGGACCUGCGGAGCAGCCUCUUCCAGCUGCGAGCACCCACGGAUGGGGCCAGCAGCACCAUGCCCACCCCAGGCAGGACCCAGCUGCUGUCUGCUGCAGCCAAAAGGAGUAAAGGAGCAGGGCAGAGCGUGGCAGCCUCUCCCUCACAACCGCCACAAGCCAGCAUUGCAAACAGGGCAGAGGAUGAGGAGGAGGAAUUCUUUAUAUGACUGAAAACAGACAUGCUAGACAAAGUCAGCGUUUCCAAAUGGCAGCAGGGUGCUUUUGUGUCUAUUGUGCCUCCUCGUGCUGUGACCGCUGAUGCUCAGCUUACCUCUGUAGCUGUCACAACAUUUCGGUAGUGGGUUCACCAAAGUAGACGCUUACCUUCCAUGGAGCAAUGCUAAGGAGGCUGCAGAUAAAGCAAGAAAAAUAACACUGAAUUUACAGAAAGCUUUAUAUUUUUUUAAUGUAGAAUAGAUUGGAGGAUUAUUGUGCAAUGAAUAGGAAUAAGCCAUAUGGCUCCUAGAGCUGUUCUAAGAUGCUAAAAAACAGCCAGUGACAUCUUCAGAUGGGGUUAGGUGGGGUUAGAUGCAGUUUGCCUAAGCUGCCCAAGCCGCUGGAUGCCCCCAGCCAUGGGGCUCAUCGUCCUUCCCUGGGACCUGUUGGAACAAGGUAGUGGCAUGGUCACGGUGGUUAUGCUGAUUUUCCAGUGUGUUCCUUCUCUUUUCCCUUGUUGGUAUUUAAAAGCUAUCAAUGUCAGUUUUAUGCAACAUGUGAAACGUAAGCAUGUUCUUUUAAAAUAUUUUUGAAGAAAAGAUUUGUAGGUGCCUUUUCCCCAAAUGAGCACAGUACAUGCAAAAACACAAUCACUAAUAGUUUGAGCUAUGUUUAUGCUGCAGUAAGACCUGUGGUUGCCUUUUCAUGUGACACUUACAAAGCCCACCAUGUUGCUGGGUUUAUUUUGUUUAGACCAGUGUGGAGUUACCAGCAAGCAAUCAUAACUGGGUUUUAAUUAACAGAAGACAAGAGAAGCUAAGAGUCUUGGAGGGAGCUGCUGAAUGCUGGAGAGUAAAAAGUGCAGGAGAAAUGAAGUAAUGUUUCAGGCACAGAUGCUGAAGUAACUCCCAUCCUGAUCAGCAGUUUUCUCAAGCAGGAUUAAGUAAAUCUCAAAGGGAAAGAGAUGGGAAGGGUAUGACAGAGGCACGACUUUAUUAAAUGAAAAGCCAAAUCUGAUCAUACUUACUUUCCAAACAGCACAACAUUUUCCCCUUAAAUACACCUGAAGUUGACUUUACACAGAAGUGUGAAUGUGUCUGGUGAGUGCCAUCUCGUUGCCUCUCCUUAGGUCACAACUCAAGCUUGACAGGUGAUGACUUCUUGUGGCCGGAGGAGAGGCAGAGGGCGAAGGGCAGCAGCAGCAAAGCCUUCCUGGGGCUGCACAAUGUUAUGGGUAUCUUCUGGUACUUGUGCCAGCUGAGCACAGCUCACACUGCACUGCUACAGCUUUGCUACCUGGGGGGGUCCAACGCCUGCCUAUGCUGCGGGUGGGCUGUGCGCUGGGGGGCUGGGGAGCCAUGCCACUGCUGGGUCUCCGCUCAGGCUUUGGGAAGGCCCCACGUUCUGGGGAAGUUUGAAGCCCAGUUGGUCUUAGGGCUGUGGGUGGGAGUAGGGCAGUCCCUGCUCUGCACCCCCACAGCUGGUGCUGCCCUGGCAGUGAUGCUCACGUACCCUCCAGUGCGGGGCCCGGGACCUGCAGAAAGCUGAACUUAUUUCACUGCACACUUACGCACCCCCACUGCUACAUUUUCACAAGCUCCAUAAAUAUUUUGGGCGUUUUAAUAAAUCAUACUGUGAUAUUUUA